AGUAUAAUAUUUGCAAUGGUCGGGUUAAACGAUGGAUUUGAGUGUGAUACGCUUCAUUUCUAAAGUCUAGGGGAUGAAGUGUUACGUGACGGGUGGGUGCGGCGAGGCGGUCAUAAGUGUGGCGCCCACGAGCUCCCUACAACUUGACGGCACCCUCAGCCCGGUGAGCCAACGGCCGCUAUUGAUCCUCGACGCCGCGGCCGCCGUGCACGCCGCCGGCCCCGCGGCAGCCCGAACACCGUGCUUUGUCAUUAUAACGUAUACACAUAAAAAAGAACUCAAAGGUAUAAUUUAUACCCCAAGCUGUUUCCACUUUUUUAUUACAUUCGGGGCUAUUGAUGUUCAAGCGAUAAAACUUUUUACUAGAAAACUGUGAAUGUGAGAAAUUAAGGUCAACGCGUGCGCAGGAAGGUCGCCUGAGGAGACUGAGCGAGGCGCUCUCCGCCUUCCUCGACCCAAACUGACCGCGCUCCACCUAAAUUUGAGUCCACUUAGUGCCUGCACCUGCGUGAAUAUCUGUCCUAAGGUGACAAGUGUCCGCCGCACUAGGAAACGGCUAUCAAGGGGUGUCCACAACGCUUCAGUAUCUCUAAACUCGACUGGUAUCGACCCGGGUUCUUGAUAACUAUCCGACCAGCACAAGAGAUCAGGUGUGAGGGGCGCUGCUCCCUCCGCGCGCUGAGGUAAGCCAAUACCCACACACCUCGAUGCUGUCAGAACAAGGCAUCUAGCAGUUCAGCAGUCCUCAAGUCGCAAAGUUAGAGGACGCCAUUUCCUGCCCACAAAAUGGAUUCCGUGCGGAACGACAACUACCAGGGCUAUGCCAUGGGGCAGCAAGGGCAGCAGCAGCAGCAGCAGCAGCAGGGAGGAGGGCAGUUCUACAUCGACCCUGCUAAUGCACCGCAGCAGCCUCAAGGUGUGCCCGUCGUGCCAGGGUCGCGGCCCUUCGUGGAUCCUGAUGCCCACGGAGAAGUUGACCCCACAGCCUACCCGGAGCCCAAGGAGUCCACCCAUAAAAUCCGUGGACGAUCCGACUUCCUCGACAUGUUUUGCAACAACGUGAAUCAGGAGCUGCUCAUAGCCAAGACCUUCUAUUUCUUCUUCUUCUCCGCCUUCGGGUCGUUGUUCCCUUUGAUGGCCGUGUAUUUCAAGCAAAUGGCCAUGAACCCCCUUCAGACGGGCGUGCUCAUCGGCAUCAGACCCUUCAUCGAGUUCAUCGCCGCGCCCUUCUGGGGAUCCAUCGCUGACAAAUUUCAAAAGGGCAAGAUGAUGCUGCUGUGUGCCGUGGGCUCCUGGAUCCUCUCCACCCUGGCUAUCGGUUUCAUCCAGCCCGCCGUCACCGCCUGCGUCAGGUUCAAUGGAACGCACCACAUCCUCGAGAAUCCUUACCACAGGCCUGUCUACAAGAGGAGCGUGACGCAGAGUGACUUCUUCCUGCCCGCCGCCGGCAACCUUCAUCCCUUCGGCGAGCUGGACGAUACCUUCCUUGGCCUAUCCCCCGCCGCCGCCGAGUCCGUCAGCUCCAUGGAAAAUAUAAACGGGGACUUCCAGUGGGACCACCUCCCCCUCAGCAUGCAGGGCCCCGCCAAGAGGAGGAGGAAGAGGGACGAGACGCCGCUGCCUCCAGGUCACGUCAUUGGAAAGUCGCCCCACAUCGUCCAUUACACCGUCAAUUUCAAGGAGUUUGAGGGAGCCGAGGACUGGCUGUCACCGCCCUUCUCCAGCAUCGUGUACAGCUCCUCGGAUGUGCAGAAGGUGUUCUUCCUGCUGCUGUUGGUGGUGAUACUCGGGGAGUUCUGCAGCAGCCCCGCCAUCACCUUGGCGGACUCCGCGGUUUUGACGUAUCUUGGGGAUGAGGCAGAUCACUAUGGGCGGCAGAGGAUGUUCGGAUCCCUGGGCUGGGGCCUGGCCAUGUUCUUUGUGGGUAUCGCGCUUGACCACUCGACAGCCUUCCCUGGACACCCCUGCAGGCCCCAUGAGAAGGAGAGGAACUACACCAUCUGCUUUGCUGUCUUCAGUGUGCUCAUGGGCUGUGCCUUCAUCACAGCCUCACAGUUCAAGUUUGACUACUCAGGCCCAGCACCCAGUGAAGUGCCAGAGGAGGUGAAGGAGCCCUUGGAUAAUGGGCCUCGGCCAUGGAAUGAACCAAAGAUACCAAUGCAAGAGCAAAAGUCUCAGCGACAGAAGAUUGAUGAAGCCAUCGGCACCAUCAAGACCAAGAUCUUUGCGCAAACCAUGAAGGAGAUGCCCGAGUGGUUUGUUGUUCUGAAGGAGUUCAAGAACCUGCGUUGCGGCGCCUUCCUUUUCGUGGCCUGGUGGAUGGGCUUUGGCAUUGGCUUAAUCUUUGCCUUCCUCUUCUGGCACCUCCAGGACUAUGGUGGCACACCCACAGUGUUUGGUAUUGCCAGCAUCAUGAAUCACAUCUCGGAGAUCUUUGCUUAUUUCUUUAGCUUCAGACUGAUCGCUCAGAUUGGCCAUGUGAAGGUGCUGUGUAUAGGCCUGACUGGAAAUGUGCUUCGUUUCCUCUACAUUUCCUGGAUGAAGAAUCCUUGGUGGGUUCUUCCCUUUGAGUUUAUCCAGGGUAUCACCCAUGCUGCCGUGUGGGCUGCUUGCUGCUCCUACAUUGCCCACAACACACCUCCCCACCUGCGCUGCUCCUCCCAGGGGGUCCUGCAGGGCAUCCAUCAUGGCUUUGGGAGAGGCUGUGGUGCCAUCAUUGGAGGGAUUUUUGUUAAUUUCUUUGGGACUUCAGUAGUGUUCCGGUCAUAUGGUAUCAUUUCCCUCGUCAUCCUGGGUGCCUUCAUCUUCAUUAACUUCUAUCGGAAAGAUGUUGGGUUCCAGCCCGACCUGCCACCUGAAGAAGAUCCUCAUGAGAUGGCUGAAGAAGGGACAGCCCUGGCCCCUCAUGGUGUCCCAGCCAACCCCAUCCCCAGAGCACUCAGCUCCCAGAAACUGAAUGAAGGAGCUCCUGAUUCUGGGUAUGGUACCUACAAUGCCACCAACGGGAUGUUAGAUAUACCCGGUGGAGGAGGUGCACCACCCACUAACCCCUUCCUGCAAGGCGGUGGGGAUGGAGGAAGUGGUGGAAGUGGAUACAACUACUCCACUUCCCAACCAACCCCACCACUUUUCUCUGAGACCAAUCCCUUCAGAAAUUACCUUACAAAUCCCACUCCCUUCCCUAGCAAGGACUCUCCCAUCAACUCCCCUGACCUCAGCCCUGACUAUGAGAGCAUCAAACACAGGUUCCAGGCUUAUGAUGAUCUGCUGAGUGGAAGGAACAGCAUUAAAGGUGAUUUGAAAGACUCAUCCCCCGCCAAGCACAUGGAAGGCAUUGAACCCAACCCUGAGCUCACAGUAGCCCCACAAAACUGUGCCUGGUAGGCUGCAGGCCACCACUGCUGCUGCCACCACUCAGACCAUGUGCAACACUCCCACACGGCCAGCCACUCACCGACUGGUAGGAUGCAUAAUCACAGUUAGAACGUUGGCAGUUACCCUCAAUUAAAAAUCAUCCUCAUCUUCUAGUGUGAUGCAUUGUGAUAAGCAGGACUAAGAAUUUAUGCAAAGGGCAGUAUGUACUUAGUGCCUCUUAUGAAAGUCAUCCAACAUUAGGAAGUGUAUAGUGAUAAGCAGUAAAACACUUUCAAAUAUAUGUUUAAUCUACCCACAUGAACCACACUGGCUCAGUUUUACAGAAGGUUUUGUAGUCCAUCAGACUUCAGGGUGGGGAUGCUUUUUUACUGAGGGCACUUAACUCUUAUAAGGGAAGGUGACACAGCACAUUAGAGUAUUGAGGAUCGUGGCUGUCUUAGUUACUCACAAAUUAAUUUCAUAAACUGAUGAUAGUAAGGUGAUUGUAAUCAAAAUAGUCAUGCAAUUCUCUGUUUCUUAUAUGGCCAUUGCAGGGUGAAAACACAUUAUCUCCUUUAUGGUCAUGCUUAGUAACUGUUAGUAACUCCUGAAAACCUGUGGACCUCAGUAUUGCUAGCAUAUAAGAGUGUAAGGCAACAUACCACUAGGGAGUUACGGGAUAGACAGUUACUUUAGACGUUAGAUUUGUUGGACAUUUAUUUCAGUACGAAAACUCUUUACCACUAUCCAAUGCCCUAAACCAGGCAGGGAAACAAGGAACUUAAACAUCACAAACGAUCAUGUCAUUGUAAAUACGUGCCCGUCAUCAUUGUAACUAUAGAAGCACCCACACCGUAGUUGUCUCAUCGCACCCAUUUAUCGGGCUAGUCAAGUGUAGUGACCUGUGGUACCCUUGUGGUGCGGGAUCCUCCUCCAGGUAUGAAGAGGGACACAUUGAGAGUCGAGAGCAUGUCAGUAAGAGUACAUUUUCAUCAGAGUUUGUUUCCUUUCUUUGAUACAUUAAUAGUGACUGCACUGUUGCAUUGAACUUAGUUGUUCUAUUGCAAGACUUUUUUUACAGCAAUAAAUGUAUAUUGUAUAUUUUUGGGACUGAGCUUUAAUUGAUAUAUUUUUGGCAGAAUAUUUCUUUUAGAUAAUGUGCAAUAUUUUGUAUGAAACCUUGUAAAUUAUGUAAAUUAAAAUGUGCAUCUGUGGUUGCAAUAUCUGAAGUUUAUGAGGGAAGACUAACAAUUACUCAAAAGCUAUAAUGGAUUUGGGAAGUUGAAUAUAUUCAAUCCAUGAAGUCAUGGGCUAUAGCAUAAUAUACAUAUCCACACUUUUCUUUUAACAAAUUUGAGCUUUCAAGUAAUGCAAUGCAGUGUACAUAGAUGAUGCCUUUGUUACUGCAUAUAAGGAGUCAAGGUUUGUAGAAUACAAGGUCCAUUCACUUGGCAGUGGAGGUCUGAGCUGUGACAUCAGGCAUCCCUCACCGACUCGGAAUCCUUUUCCACAUAUCGUGUACUCUUCGCCGGGCUACCUUGACACAGGUUUCAUAUUAUUGGCAGUUUUCACCAUCUAGAUAUUUCUGAAUUGCUAAGAGUCUUAUACCAGGAACCAGGAAAGUUUGCAUAUUUUGGAUCGAAGAAAAAAACUUCAUUGGGAGCUAUACUCGAGGAAUUGCAGCAAGAUGAAGACAAAAAAGCAAGAAAUACCAUUCCCUUUUUGUGUAUUUCUAAAUCACAAUUUUUUUGUGUGUUUUUUGUCUUAAAGCAAGCAGAAAUGUGUCAUGAAGAUUAUGUUAGGGUCAGCUUUUCUAAGCAUCCUGUGGUUAUUUCAAAAUCUCAGGUGAGAGUGCACGAUAUGUAGAAGAGGACUGAGUCGGCGAGAGAUGCGUGCUGUCACUGUUCAGCCCGUCACCACCAAGUGAGUAGACCUUGUAUUAUGUAGACCUUGAUAGGAGUAACAGGAGUACUAGCCCUUGCAUGAUGAGGUCUGAUAGUGUACAGAGCUACAUAUCUUCAUUUAUGUUCUUAUAUAUUAUCAUUUGAAAAGAAAACUGUAGUGUGAGUCUUGAAUUAGAGCCAAGACUUUGUAUGUCAAAGGUCAUGAUAUUUUGAAACAACAAAAGUUGUUCAUGAACUGAGGUCAAUUAUUAAUCUAUCAACAAUGGUUUCUCUUUCCAUAAACUAUACCUAUAACUUUUAGCUUUCGGGUGAGUGGUAGUUACAUGUCAAGCAUAAGAGCAGGAAAAGUUGACACCUUAAAGUACUUCCAAGUAUCUGUUGACAUGUUAACUGGCCAGAAACUAUUCUUGCUCUUUGAUUGUGGUGGUUCUCCUUUUCCAUGAGUGUGUUGGAGGUGAGGGAUGGUGUGCUUGGUUAAGUGGAUUAGACAGUUCCCACCUCUUGGUGCAAGUCUCAGUUUGCAGGUUGUCUUCUUGGACAUCACUGGCACUGUUAGGGGAUAUGAGGGAGGCCCAACACUGACACUUGUUUCAUGGCUGUUCCUUCAAUGGGAGAUAAAAAAUGUCAGUAAGAAGAUGAUAUAACUUUGAAGGUGUAACUAUUCUGCUUAAUUCUAGAUUUGUUGACUACAAAUUAAUAAGUCUACUAAAUCCUUUGCCUUCAAGAAGGGAUUGGCACUGGGUAAAAAACAGGAGGCAAGCCAGGCUACCUUAACCCUGACAACCAGUGUUUUGCCUUCCUCUGGGUGUUGUUCCCUUGUCUGUAAAUUAGUGUUUGCACUCUUAAUGAGUACUGUCAUGCUUUCACAAAGAUGAGUAUGUCGUAACUGCUCAGACAAUGUGUGUGGUGUUCAGUAUGAAAGAGUAUUUGUUCAGUCCCCGAAGAAAACAUGAUUAUUGUGAGAAAGGUACCAAGUGGUGAGGGUGUCUAUGUAGACAUUUAUGUAACAGGUAGAACUUGCACUCAUCACUUUUCCAAAAACCUGAUUUCAAGCAGGUUUUAGAAGGUGAUGAAGCAAGAGGUUGUGGAUUAACUUGACAGGAGUGUGGGUUCCUUCACUAUAAUCUUGUAGCAUAAUGAAUGUAGUGCUGAAGUAACUCCUUAAAUGUAAAUGUUGCAAAUAAAACAUUAAAAACCUUAUUAGUGCAGAGGAUAUAUCUUUUAAGGUUGUUGAUUCAUGGUAUUUCAAUAUAGAUGACUCACAGAGCCAUGAAGUGAGUUACCUAGAUGUGCAGACCAUUUGCCUUGCUGAGGAUCACUGACAUAAUGUGUGUCAACAAUAUAACAGGUGGUACAUUCAGUCAAGGGUCAAAUGAUAUGUAUGUUAUCUGUCUUGUUGAAUAUAUAUUGUGUUGUUUAUUGUGGUAAAGCGAGAUGGAAGUUGAAAGA
Messenger RNA from Eriocheir sinensis (Chinese mitten crab), 6707 nucleotides. RefSeq names its product major facilitator superfamily domain-containing protein 6-like (gene jef). Gene Ontology annotation, cellular component: membrane. Lineage: Eukaryota; Metazoa; Arthropoda; Malacostraca; Decapoda; Varunidae. The transcript has 12 exons. The record is from RefSeq and is a predicted model, not a curated record. The coding region runs from base 787 to 3384 and encodes 865 amino acids.